AUGACGUCACAUCCUUCGAUUCAUGUGGAAAAGUGGGAUGCGGCUAAAGAUGGCGUCUUGUCGGAAGAAAGCAUGCGCAAAAAGUUGCGUGCGCAAGGAUAUAACUGCAUCCGGUAUGAGUUUUCACCAGGGACGGUGUUUCCCGAUCACACCCAUAAUAUUUCCAAGAAAGACUCGAUUUUAACAGGAAGAUUCAAGUUUGCAAUGUACGGCCAAGAGGUUGUGUUAGAGCCUGGCGAUAUGGUGGAAGUUCCUGCCAAAACUGUCCACAACGCCGCCGUGGUUGGCUCCAAAUCCGUUGUAUUCUUUGAUGCAACAAAAUGA
Messenger RNA from Liolophura sinensis, 324 nucleotides. RefSeq lists its product as uncharacterized. The coding region runs from base 1 to 324 and encodes 107 amino acids. The record is from RefSeq and is a predicted model, not a curated record. NCBI's taxonomy places the organism in Eukaryota, Metazoa, Mollusca, Polyplacophora, Chitonida, Chitonidae. The transcript has a single exon.